CCUGCACACAGGGGGGGUGCGUUCCCGGCUCACCAUUUACAAUGCCAACGUGGAGGACGCCGGGAUCUACCGCUGCCAGGCUGCCGAUGCCAACGGGCAGACCCAGGAGGCCACUGUGGUGGUGGAAAUAUACCCUCCGUGCAAGAGGACCAGCUGUCACCAUAGCAACUGCAGACAAGGAACACCUCUGCAACACAAACAUAUUGGAACUAUUCUGUUCUGUUCAUAUUAGCUCAUUUGUUUGAAGAAAUACUAAUUAUGAUAACGACAAAUAUAAAAUAUGGCAUUACAUAGCUGAAUCACAUCAGUCUAUUUUAGUCAUGGCAGAGUCAAACAUUUACUUAUUUGUUUGCUGUACUGGCAUGCUUAGAUGUUAUAAAUUCUUUAUGAAUGCCUUACGUUAUGCACCAGGUGUAACCUUGCUAUUACUUGUGUAAGUACUAAGUGCUCGCAUAUGCGAUUGCAUUUUCUGGGAAUUUCAAGGUAUUGGAGCAAUUCCAAAUUCAAAUAACUAACCAUUGGGAAACUGCUUUAAACACAUUUUGUUUCUUUUUUUACACUAAAUUGCAAUGAAUAGUCGCCUUUCCUAAUGUUUUACUUGCUUGAAAUCUUUUAUCGCAAAGGAGAUGGCUGUUUCUAUUUUUUGUCUGAAUGGAUUAAAUAGGACAGAAUUUGGCGUGAACAAUAAUUUGAGAAUGGGACUGCUUCAUUUUGAGAUGUUAUACUAAUCUGUUGAUAUAAAUGUGUGUAUAAUUCAAGCGGCAAAGAGGCAGCUGUUUAUAUUGAAGUAAGGAUAAGCAAUGGCAGAAGUUGCUAGCUCUUUCAGAUGGCCCAUUAUACAAAUAGGUAUACACUACAGAGCGGAUGUGUAAUGCUGAUGUUUUUCCUUCUAAAAGCUGAGUAAAAUGUGAAGGAAAGAGAACCAGAAAUCAGGUAGAAGAAGGCAUUGAGAAGAUGCAGAAUUAUUUUAAGACCUUGAAGAGCAUGAGAGAAAACCUACAUUCUGGAGGGUUGUCUUUCUACUGUCAGUCACUAAGAACAUGUGGAUUGUACCUACGAGAAGCUGACGUUUCGGCACGUCCAGUCACCACAGGAGUUUCGGCAGGGGGAAGUGGCAGAGGUGGUGUGUGAGGUCAUCAGUUCACCGGUGCCCAUCAUGUCCUGGUUCUACAACGACAUGGAGAUAACUGACCAGCACUACAACAGAUUCCAGGUUCUUGCCAACAACAACCUGCAGAUACACAAAGUGGCCAAGACGGACGAGGGCGUGUACCGGUGUGAGGCGCGCGUGGAGGCCAGGGGAGAGAUCGAUUUCAGAGACAUCGUCGUCAUCGUCAAUGUUCCUCCGGUGCUCUCCGUACCGCAGCAGUCAUUCAACGCCACCGCUGACAACAAGGAGUCCGUGACCUUCACCUGCAGGGCCUACGGCUCACCGGACCCUGAGGUCACCUGGCACAGGCGUGGGAAGCAGAUCGAGGAAUCGGAGCAGUACUCUCUGAAGGUCAGGGGCACCACGCUCACGGUUCGGAACAUCAGACAGGACGACGGAGGCUCCUACUCCUGCAAGGCCAGCAACAAGGCCGGAGAGGCUGAACAGGAGCUCUUCCUCAAGGUGUUCGUCCAGCCCCAGAUCACCCAGCUGCGGAAUGUGACGGCGGUGGAGGACAGCGCCGCCAUGAUCUCCUGCACCGCCGAAGGGGAGCCCCUCCCCGAAAUCUCCUGGAGGAGGGCGAGUGACGGGAAGAGCUUCGCUGAUGGAGACAAGAGCUCGGACGGGCGGGUGGAAGUUCGCGGUCGUCACGGGAAGUCCAUGCUGACCAUCAGCGGGGUGAAGCUGUCGGACUGGGGUCGCUUCGACUGCGAGGCCCUCAGCUGGAUCGGAGGUCACCAGAAGAGCAUGUUCCUGGACAUCGAGUAUGCACCCAAGUUUCAGAGCAAUCAUACCAUCUACUACUCAUGGGAAGGAAAUCCAGUCAACAUCAGCUGUGAAGUGAUGGCGAACCCCCAGGCCUCCCUUCUGUGGAAGAAGGACAGACAGACCAUCUCCACCGAAGGCCCAGGCAGCGCCCGCGUGUACAACAGCGAAGGCCGGUCGCUGCUAGAGGUCACCCCGAUGUCAGACAGAGACUUUGGGAGAUACAACUGCACAGCGAGGAACAACAUUGGAGUACGGUACCAGGAGUUCAUCCUGGCUCAGGCAGACGUACCCUCGAACCCGUACUCCGUCCGCCUCAGCUCUGUGUCUCAGCGCGUCGCCACGGUUACCUUCAUGAAGCCGGACUCCCACGGCGGGGUCCCCAUUGGUCACUACCUGGUCCGGUACAAGGACGUCGGCUCGCAGGACUGGAGGGACGUCAGGUCUCACGGAGUGCAGACGGUGGUGCUGCUGACCAACCUGGAGCCCAACACCACGUACGAGGUGCGAGUGGCAGCCGUGAACGGGAAAGGACAGGGCGAGUUCAGCCGCACGGAGAACUUCCAGACCCUCCCCAUCCGAGAACCCAGCCCCCCAGUAGUACACGGGCAGAGGGGUGUAGGGAAGGCCUAUAGGCUGGGCCUGGUGAAGCAGGAUGAUGGCGGGAUGCCCAUUGUGGAGUACAUAGUCAAGUACAAGAUGCAGGAGAAAGAUGACCAGUGGAUGACGAAGCUGGUUCCUGGGAUGAACGACUUUGUGCUGCUCCAGCACCUGCAGUGGAACACGCGCUACGAGGUGGAGAUCACUGCCAGGAACGUGAAGGGCCUCUCCGAACCCACCUACUUCCAGUUCUCCAUGCCUCAGAGACCUGACAUCACGGCAGACUCCCUGUUCAGCGGCCUGGGGCUCGGCGCGGUGGUGGGGCUGGGCCUGGCGGCCCUCUUGCUGGUGCUGGUGGCCGUGGACGUCAGCUGCUUCUUCCUCAGGCAGUGCGGCCUCCUCAUGUGCAUCACCAAGAAGCUCUGCGGCAAGAAGAGCGCCACCAGCAGCAAGAGCAAAGACAUGGAGGAGGGCAAAGCCGCCUACCUGAACGAUGGGUCGAAGGAGCCCAUCGUUGAGAUGCGAACGGAAGAGGAGAGAAUAACUAACCCCGAUGAUGGGAGCCCAGUGAUCGAGCCCAAUGAGACCACACCACUCACAGAACCAGAGAAGUUGCCCCUGAAAGAGGAGAACGGCAAAGAGACUCUCAAGACGGACGGCAUCGAGAUCAAAGUCCACGGCGACAGCAGCAUCCUGUCCAAGGAGGAGGACAGCAAAGCGUAAUGGAGGCCAUCUCCAUCACACAGAAACAUUCAGAGCAAGCUACCCUGAGACCAAAACCACGAAAUACACAAGAAAAACAAAGAAGAAGAAGUUAUAAUCCUCCAUUAAUAAUCAGUAUGUUAGGGCACCAAGGAGGCAACUUGUAAAUAUGACUGGGAUGAAGACCACUCUGAUAGUUUUGUGAUAAAUUGGUAAUGUUCUUUCGGAAAAUGCCACCAGAUGUUGAUGUCACCCGUUGAUCAGUGAUUUGUUUUUGUUGUUUUUUUUUCUUUCUUUUUUUUAAAACUAUAAGCCUUUGCCGUUGCUUCGGUGUUUCCUCUCCACGUGAAGAGACGCUCAGGCCCAGAUCUGUGAAAGGUUUGUGGAGGUUUUUCACCCACACACCACUGCAGAACGUGGCAUCGUGUGGAAGGAUAUUCACUGAAUGAAAGGGAUGAUAUUUGCGUGUCUCAAGUAUCAGAAAAUUGUGGAUUUUUUUUUUUUUCCACUUGCUACUUGGCCUUCAACAGCAUAUUUCAUUGUGGGCAUUCUGACAGAGGAGCCACAAGGUUUUGGGAGUGGAUUAGUACAAGUCAAAUUCUGAUUACAUUUAUCAGGAGGUAACUGCUUGAGGCAUGACUAUGUGUCUUGUUUAAGAGCUUUCAUUUCAAGCAGGAGCAGGAGAAUGAAGGUUUAAAGGCCUGGAAAUAGGUUUAAUCAGAAUUCAGUCAAUAGCCAUGUAAUAAUUGUUUCAGCAAAAUAAAAUAAGAUGGAGCUUAACCAGCAUAUCAUCUGUUGCUUAGCUAUUAACUGUUUAUUAAUUAUUGCUGUGCUUACACAGAUUUAUAAAUACAGAAUUCAACUUCCCCCUCAAUGGCAUUACAUACUGUACAGGGAGAGAUUGUUGCAUUCCAACACGUCAGCUUAAUUCACUCUGAUUCAUCUGGAAAUGCAUUUCAUUCCCUAGCAACAUCUAAACAAACUGAGAACAUCUAAACAAAUUAAGCAAAGGAUUUUUGUUUUGACAUGUCUCAAACACAUACUUUGAGCAAUUGUUUAUAGCCAUAUUGUGACCUGUCUCCCAUCAAUCAGUGGAAAUGUAUACAGAAACCAGAUGCACAAUCUCACAGAAUGUGCAAAUUGUGCAUAGAGGCAAUGUCAUCAUUUAGAAAAACUGUUUUAUUUGUGAAAAUGAGAGAUGAGAUGGCAAUUAGUUUUUUUUUUUGAUAAUACUUUCUGUAUUAUCAUCCGUACAUCAUAACCAAGCCAACCCCAUUUGGUAAAGCCACAAAACUAGUUAAGAGAAGUGAGUGAUAGUUUGCUGAUUUAUUAUUACUAUUAUUUUUUGCAUAAUUCCAUUUAAAAAAAUAUCCUGCUUGAGAACAAAAGUAUUUGCAAAUGAAAUGAACUGUAAUAUGCAAUUUCAGAUGCAAAUUCCUGCUCCUGCAGUCCUCUCAGCAGAGAGACGGGGAGAAUGAAAGAGUCCUCACAAUCCGCUUGAUGGUCCCUCUGCUCAGAAUGGCCUCGUUUGUUAGCUGUGUCAGAUAUGGGUGGCCUCAGUUCCACCGGUUGGAGGGAGAACACUCUGCUCCUCUCAUACUGUGCUGCUGUGUAUUUUGUUCUGUCAUUCAUACUGCCAUUUUGGUGCCUCUGCUGGUAUGAUGAUGGGUUGGGGGUGGGGUGGGGGGGGGGGGUCUUGUGUGGGUAAAGUUUGUGUGUACGAGUGUGUGUGUUUGUGUGAGUGUUGAGAGAAAGAGCAUGCGUGUGCUGUGGUAUCACCCGUUCCGUGCUGGAAUGUCGCUCAUGGUAAAUACGUGUGUACUGUAGGUCGUUGUGUCACUGCUGUAGGAGGUCGUGGUGUCCCGUCGGCUGGCCCUCGCCACUGUCUUUGGCCUCGUGUAUCUGAGUGUGACGUUCAAAAAUCAUGUCCAGGAUGCCACGGUUUUUUUGGCGGUCCCCGAGGAAGGUCUCGCAGCUUACGUCCUAGGUACGGUCCUCUCUGCCUGUGAACAAGACACUUUGAGUUGGAAGUUUAGCACGUCAUCAAAUGUAGUAUUUCUUAGAUAUCUGCUUCUUAUGAAUCGAUAGGAUGCAGUACAUUGUGGAACCACUGUUGUACAUCACCAUUAUGUUCCUGUGUGUAUCCUUUCUUUAGUACAUAUACUUGGUAAAUUUGGUCACAUAUUCAUCUUAUUUUGUGAUAUCUGUUUUAUUUGGUUGUGGAUAAUUGUAAAAAAAAAUAUACAUAAUAUAUAUUAUAUAUAGUAUAUUGAAAAAAGUAAAAUGCAGUUCUGAAAAUUCACAGGUCAGUCUUUGGAAUAUCUUUCACUUCUCCCUUAUUAAAUAAAUUUGCAUCAUAUUGUGGUUCUGAAAUAUAAAAUAUAUUUAAAAAUUGAUUCAUCACUGUUCCCAAAUCCCAUAAAAACUUUAAAAAGUAAGAGGGAAAAUGGUGGAUUUUGUUUAGUGAUUUGUAAAGUGAGUUGUCUUCUGCUGGCUUGGUAAAUGGGUAUAUUCUCCUGUUGGCUAAUCAUUAUCCCCAACCUGAUGACUGAAAAUAUGAAGCAAAUGGUGCUUUUGCAGUUUCUUUCUCUCAUGCCACUCACAGCUGAAACCCAGUGUGUAUGCAGGUUUAUUUUCUGUAGAUGACAGAAAGCAGUACAAAUUCACAUCCCCUUGCACAAUGGUAAGGGCUGUGGCUAAUGUGUCUGCACUUCAUUCAUCCUGUAAGACUAAGGCUAAAGGGCUUAUUCUGUCGUACAUUUUCAUUUCUGAAAUCGAGAGCCCUGUGCAGCCAUCUUAUUUGGCUCCUCAAUGCUUACCAUUCAGCAAUGCAAAUAUACUUAGAAAAACAGCCUUGCCAGAGUUCACCAAACUAGCAACUCUUUGUAAUACAUGCCUGAUGAAAACUAAUCCCCCCACCCCCCAUGUUAUUAUGCCGCUGUUCAAUAAACUGUCUGAGUACAGAGUAACUGCUACAUCCCCAAAGCCUCCCCACUGGAUGGAAUAUCUAGGAGAACAUUAAUAGGCUACAGCCAGAACAUAAUUCAGCCGUUCUUCAUCUUCAGCCUGUACGGUGAAUCCUCUUUUAAAUCUGCAGUGCUCCUCACAAGCAUAUUGACCAAUUUGUGGAAUAAGACCACACGGAGCGGUUGGCGUCCGGUCGAUACAAGCUCUGUCAGUUUCAGUCAGAGAAAAAAGGGCAGCGGCCAAGGUGAAAACAGAGGAGACCAGGGUAAACCAGGGUGCUCAAGUCAAACCGAUCCAAACACAAAAUGCAGGGAGGCUUCAUUGAAUGUGGCAUGGUGCAAAGUAAAAUAAUGCGAAGACAAACCAAAACCAGCCGGCACUAUAAGCUUGGGUUUCUGCUCCCAGAGCAAAAAUAAAUAGGCUAAAUUGACAGACUAAAUAUUUCAAACAAAAAACCAACAAGCUGCACAACAUUACCGAUCAAGAUGGUGCAACAGGCAGUGCAAUCCAUGCGCUGAAUUGGUAAGCAGGUGUGGUUUCACUCAGAAAGAAUUUCCACCGCAUCUUCCUGCAUUUUUUUAUUUUAUUUUAUUUUUUAUUUUUUCCAGAGAACAGAAAAAUGGCUGGUAGUAUUAUCGGACAUGAAUGUCACCAUUAAGUAAUUAAGUAUGCGUGCAUAAUAUUGACAUAAUAAUAUGUCAAUAUUAAAUAGAAGUAACACUUUGGCUAUUAAAAGCAAUUGAGCGUGAAGGCCAAUCACAUCCUGAAUUAACCCUUUAGAAGUAAUGAGAAAAUCAACAAGGAUUCAAAAGGAACAAUGACUAGAGGUGCAUGAAAAACACUGAAAUUCAUCACAAACAGGCUGGGCGUCGCCUGAGAGUGGCCAGUGUCAGUUGUGGCCCAUCAGUUGCCGCGGGCAGAGCAGAUGGACUGUGACUAUGGCUGAGAAAUUGCUAAGCCUUUAAUGUCAAAUACCUUUGUUUUUCUGUCAUCUGGGAAAGUGUGGCUAUUGUCAAAACUGUUCUCCCUCGGUCUGAUUUGUUGACGAUGGCUUUGUCUCGUGGCAAUUACAGCUGUCACAAAACGAAAGCCUGACUCCAGGCCAACUUUGAAAUUGAAUACUUGCUAAAUUCAAAACAACCAACUGUGCAGAAUGUAUGACAGUUUUUCUUUUCUUUUUUUCCCCUUUGUUGCGCGAACAUCUAAAAAUAAAAAUAUUGGAAAUUAUAUAUGUAUUGUAUCAACAGGCAACAGUGCCUGUGUCAUUAUCCGUGGUUGUUAAUUGUGACUUUUGAUCCGGUUUUUAAGUGUUUCUGGUGUUCGCGAAUGAAGAGUCUCAAAUUAAAUGCAACACUUUAGUGCCCCAGAGAAUUUAAUUAUACCCAACUUUUCUCACCAUUUUAGCGCAAUGCAUACGUCUGACACCAUAAAAUAUUAAUUUACAUUGAUUUACUUAAGUGGAGUUCUGCCAAUGAUGAGUUUACUGUAAGUGUUGAGGCAAGUGUUGAAAACGAAGUGCAUGCAUGUUCACAGUGAUAAUGUAACAAUAAUCUUUUGUUCUUUCUACUGGGGAUGUGCUUCACAAUCCAAAUCAUAAUGAUUGAAAGUGGUGAUCAUUUCACUCUUUGCUCAUAAUUCAAUAACAAUAUCAGGGUUUGAUGGGGAUAUUAUAUUGGCUCCGCUAGACCCUGGCUGGAUCAAAACUUUUGUCUAGAUGGGAUCUAGAUAAAAUGCUGAGCCAGUCUUUUCAUUAUACCAUUCAACUAGCUUUUAAAUGUAUCACCUUUUAUGUAUGCACAAAUUACUCUGCCUAUUUUGGUCUCUGGUGCCACUGAACAUAAUUGUCUUUUUUUAGGCAGAUCAAGGAGACAUGGAGACAGUCAUAAACCAUUUUCUAACAGCUUGGACAGCACAUUGUCAUAUUUCAGUUACAGUGUGUGUGUAUGUGCAGAACGUGGAUUGUCUGCUGAACAAUCGUUACACACUGCAUGUGCGGUAUAGUAUUCCCUAUUUCUGUUUCCCUGGACAAUGCACAUGAAUGAGUGAACAUAAAUAAUUAUGGGGGGAUUUUGUUUUGCCAAAGUCUAUACGGCCAGCUGAGCAGAUUGACAUUGCUGCCUAUGAGAGGCUUUUUUGACUGUAAAUAAGAAUCCGGAGUUAAUCCGCUGUGAUAUUUGUUCUUGGUCUUUCUUAUGUAUCAUUUUUGGAUUGACUUUGCCACACUGCCCCCCAACUCUCCCCACCCCACUCCACCCCAGCCCAACCCAAAUCACCUCCACAGAAAAUUCUGGUGUUUUUCUACUCUGUAUGUUCUACCAGGGGAGAAGGCAGUGCACUCCCCACCUCUAUCAAUGGAACAGCUAGCCACUGUAAUUUUCACCUGUAAAUAAAAGUGUGCUGAUAUAAAGAAACAUGCUUGUAA
Anguilla rostrata (American eel) is the source of this 8606-nucleotide messenger RNA. RefSeq names its product neural cell adhesion molecule 2-like. Lineage: Eukaryota; Metazoa; Chordata; Actinopteri; Anguilliformes; Anguillidae. Gene Ontology annotation, molecular function: protein binding; axon guidance receptor activity. Bases 1157 to 3238 code for a protein of 693 amino acids. Gene Ontology annotation, cellular component: axon; neuronal cell body; plasma membrane. The transcript is spliced from 17 exons. The record is from RefSeq and is a predicted model, not a curated record. Gene Ontology annotation, biological process: synapse organization; homophilic cell-cell adhesion.